Synchiropus splendidus (mandarinfish) is the source of this 4161-nucleotide messenger RNA. RefSeq names its product protein S (gene pros1). The record is from RefSeq and is a predicted model, not a curated record. The coding region runs from base 105 to 2120 and encodes 671 amino acids. Gene Ontology annotation, cellular component: extracellular region. Gene Ontology annotation, molecular function: calcium ion binding; protein binding. Lineage: Eukaryota; Metazoa; Chordata; Actinopteri; Syngnathiformes; Callionymidae. The transcript has 14 exons.
CCCCUCCCUUCCCCAAUCGACCGAACCCACUUUCGGGAAGUUUUUACCCCCGGAUCUUGGCCAGCGUUUUCCGAGAGGCAAAGUUGGAUCUAGCCGGGAGCAGCAUGUGGAGGCAAACGGCAGCGGCCCUCCUGUUCCUGCUGACGCUGUCCGAGGCUGAUCGGUUCCUCAGCCAGAGCUCAGCCUCCCAGUUCCUCAGGAGGCACAGGAGAGCCAACUCUCUGUUUGAGGAGCGGAUGAAGGGAGACCUGGAGAGGGAGUGCAUUGAGGAGCUGUGCAACAAAGAGGAGGCCAGGGAGAUCUUUGAGAACGAGCCGGAGACUGAAUACUUCUACCCGAAGUAUGUCGUCUGUCUGGGGUCUCACCGUGUUGGCAUCGGUAAACACAACACAGAUUUGGCCAUCCCAUCUGAUCUGCGCACCUGUGUGAAGGAGAUCAGUAACCAGUGUACGCCGUAUCCAUGCUACAAGGAAGGCUCAGAGGGCUGCAAGGAUGGCCAGGCCUCCUUCACUUGUUUGUGUAAACCAGGAUGGAAAGGUCAAUUAUGUGAAACUGACAUCGAUGAGUGCACUGAUCCAGAGGUUCCAGAUCGAUGCAACCAAAAAUGCUACAAUAUUCCAGGGAGUUUCCACUGCAUGUGCGAGGAAGGCUACUAUAUCAUCGACAACAUCAACUGUGUGGACAUUGAUGAAUGCCAGCAGUACCCCAGUAUUUGUCAAGAGCCGGCCAAAUGUGUCAACACUCCAGGCAUGUUUGAAUGUCAGUGUGGUGCGGGAUUCAAAUACAACUUCACCACCAAAACCUGCGAUGAUGUGGAUGAGUGUGAGAACAAAGUGUGCGACGGCACUUGUAUCAACACUGUGGGCAGCUACGAGUGUCACUGCGACGGCCGUCAGGGUCUUCGCUUGGCGGAGAAUCACCUCUUCUGUGAGGCCAUUCCUGUGUGUGUGGAUCUGCACGAUUUCAAACACCCAGAAAUGCUGUACCUGGGAGAGCAGUUCACUGGGCUACCUGUCAUUUACCUGCGCUUCCGUCUGCCAGAGAACACAAAGUUCGCUGCAGAGUUUGACUUCCGCACCUUCGACCCAGAGGGAGUGAUCCUGUAUGCUGAGUCUUCCCAGGACUCGUGGUUCAUGCUGGGGCUCAGAGGUGGCCGCAUUGAGGUGCAGUUCAAGAACCAGCACACGUCCAAAGUCACCAGCGGUGGCAAAGCCAUCAACGAUGGGCAGUGGCAUGUGAUCUCUGUGGACGAACUGGAGAGUAGCAUCAGUGUGAAGAUCAGCAAGGAGGCAGUGAUGAGCAUCAACAGCCCAGACAGCCUCUUCACAUCAGUUAAUGGCAAACUGGAGACCAAAGUUUACAUUGCUGGUCUCCCAAACCGGACCGAUAACGUCAUCAAACAUAUCAACCCACGACUGGACGGCUGCAUCCGAGGUUGGAACCUGAUGAAUCAAGGGGCGUCCGGAGUGAAAGAAGUCAUUCAAGAGAAGAAGAGCAAACACUGUUUUGUUCAUGUGGAGCGAGGCUCCUUCUUCUCUGGAGCUGGACUGGCGAGCUUCAACAUUAACUACAGUGACUCACAAAGCUGGAAGGUCGAUGUGAGGAUGAACAUUCGCCCCUCUAGCAGCACAGGAGUCCUCUUUGCUCUGGUUCAGCACAACACUGUCCCUUUGUCCAUCGCUGUGGAAACAAAAGGAGAACUUGACGCUAUGUUGAAGGUUUUCAUGAACGGCGCUGCCGUGGCAACACUGGAAUCCGUGAUGUUGUGUUACCCUGAGAGCCUGUCAGUGAAGUUGAACCUAACAGCUACUGAAAUCCAAAUUUCAGCCAACGCAUCUACCGUUACCUACAUAGCGGAUAGCGCCCUGCAGGAGGCGCUACAGCGUCUCAAUUCCACAAUGCAAGAACCGGUUGCCACAUAUGUUGGAGGAAUACCAGAACACAUUCCAUUCUCCGCCUCCCCGGUGACGGCGUUUUAUCACGGCUGCAUGGACAUCACUGUCAACGACCAACUGCUGGAUUUUGACGAAGCACUGAGCAAACACAACAGCAUUAAGUCCCACUCUUGUCCUCCCGCUUCUGCCCAUGACCCAAAUGUUGCUCACAUGCAAAGAAAGUGACCUGAAUUAGCCUCAACAUUAGUCGACCUCCCGCUGGAUCGCCUUCCUGUUCCACUGCUCAGAGAGGAAAUUCACCAAAAGUCUUAGUAUUGAAAGGUAUUUGACCUAGUUCAAGUGUUUUCUAUUUCCCUGUUAUUUUCAGUGGUCCUGGGACCGAUUACGGACUGUGAUCUGUGACGAAAGCUGUCGUGAGUGAACUUUUGGGAAGCUGGCUGGCUGAAUGAUGGAGUUAUAGCAGUUCUUGCAAUUAAGAAUAGGAUUUCCAAGAAACACUGAAAACAGCUGAGCCCUAGCAGCCAUAACAUGUGCUGAGCAGCAGAUGUUUUUAAAGAGACAGAAACAGCUGCUGGGACCACCGGUCUUGUUGAAUCAUGUGAAUGAGAUGAUCUUUAAUUCCACUUGAGUUGGGGGGUGGGAGGGCGCAAAUAUCAGGAGACACUGACUUGGACAGGAAUGAAAUAUUCCAGCUGGUGUUUAUAUACACAAAUAUGCUGUCAUGAAAUCACUGUUGCUCAAUUUAAAUCAUUUCCUGGACGUGUUGUUGAUCAAAAGGCUGGGUGUAAUUGGAGAACUUCUGCUGUUGAAAGCAUCUUGUAAAUAAGAGGAGCCAUUGAUAAGCUAAAUUUAGUGGUUGUAUAGUGAUGUUGUGGUUUAAUAAAUAUGCUUAUUGACAACAUGACGUCUGCUCGCAUGUUAUCACUGAAUUAACCUUGGCAUGCAGGACACAAAUCCCAUUGUUUUAGCAACUAAAGUUGUUUUAUACUUAAACUAGAAAGUUGCUGGGGCACCAGUGUAAUUUCCUGACGUAAAAUCAGUGCCUGACACAUACAGUGGUACCUCGGUUUUCGAACGUCCCGGAAUUCGAACAAAUCGGAGUUCGAACAAAAAUUUCGAGAUUCUUUUGCGUGCGCGGACCGAUCCGCUAACCCACGACACGCUUUGUUAUUGUGUAUAACGCAGCCUCUGUAUGCAGACGUGUCCUGUUAGCUACAUUUACUGACGUUUUUUUCAUCAUAUUGAGGUGUAAAACCUUUCCUGUCUCCACACUGGACCGUGGUAGAGUGUCACAGGGGAGGUGCUCGCUCUCCACACCUUCGAGGCUGGAGCGCACACAUCAGGGUUUUAUGUCCUGUUGUGGGCUGGAGCUGGGACAGAGAUGAGGCGAGUCUGGGACAGAGCGUGACUUGGUUUAUGACUUUGUCCCAGCCAAACUGCACAGAAGCGCACAUUCAGAGCUGGACACGCACCGGGCACCUCUUCACUUCUGGAGAGACGUCACUCACUCGGCAACCCCUCCCACAUGCAGCGGCCACACACAUAGAGGAACAGCGCACCUGCAGCAGACACUCUGCAUUCACUCCUACAAAAGCCUAUUUUAAGGCUUGGAACCCAUUAUUUCUUUUUCCAUUCAUUGUCAUGGGAAAAAUCGAUUCAGAUUUCAAACAAUUCGAACAAUUUCCAACGGAUUGUGGUCGAGAACCGAGGUGCCACUGUAUUUGUUCUCGUAAUUCAUGUGAAUAUUUCCCAUGCAAUGAACACAAAUGAACACCAGGUGGCAGUAGCGUCAUCAAGCUUCAAUAAAGCACACAGGAAACGCAAAGAAGAGACCAUCAGCAGGGAAAGAAUUUAGAAACCUUUCACGAUAUUGGUAAAUCCACAUUUUUUUUAUUCAAUUGUGUGUUGCGUUUCAGUUGAAAGUGUUUCUGCAUGUUUAACUGAGCUGAUGCACUAAUCUGCUAAUAUAAACAAUGGGGCAAAUUUUAAAAGGUUUUUGUUUUGACUUUUUUUUUUAUCAAUCUUUUUUAUCAAAAAAACAUUUUAAAACAGGGCACCUCCAAAAUCAAGUCACUACUGGGUUAGUUUCCAAAUGCUAAGAGUUAAAUAUGUCUACACAAUAAAGGUUAUUCAUAAUCCAUAAUCUCUGUGAUUGGUGGAGUUAUAUUGGAACAUUUUUGGUACAUUUUGAAGACUGAAUAUGUCUGACGUGUUGACUUGUAGAUGAUGUGAAAAAAAAAUGUCUGAGACUGUCAAUUCAUAAUUU